AUGGGUCCCUCCUCUGCUGGCAGUUGGGAGCGAUGGGCCCUGGAGUGCCACCUGAUGUCCUUCCUCCUCCUCCUCCUCCUCUUCCUCCUCGCAGCCCAUUUCUUGCACCAGCAGAAGUGCAACUGCCACUUCUUCAACGGGACGCAGCAGGUGCGGUUCCUGUUCAGGUACAUCUACGACAGGCAGGAGACUGCCCGCUUUGACAGUAACGUUGGGAAGUUCGUGGCUGUCACCGAGUUCGGGCAGGGGGAUGUUGACCAGUGGAACCGCCGCCAGGACCUCCUGCAGUACGAGAGGGCCGCCAUGGAUCACUUCUGCCGAGAGGCCUACAGGGUGGCCAGCUACAGGGCAGACAAGACACGGCGUGUGAUUGGCCGGAGUACCAAGCCCACCGUCACCGUCUCCCCCGCCCAGACGGACCCCGGUUCCCCCAACACCAUCCUCCUCUGCACCGCGACCGGCUUCUACCCCCUGGAGAUCGACGUCCAGUGGCUGAAGAACGGGCGGCGGGAGAAGGAGGGCGUCGCCUUCGGGGAGGAGCUCCAGAACGGGGACUGGACCUAGCAGCUCCAGGUGCUGCGGGAGACCCAGCCCCAGCGUGGGGACGUCUACGCCUGC
Messenger RNA from Python bivittatus (Burmese python), 618 nucleotides. The record is from RefSeq and is a predicted model, not a curated record. Lineage: Eukaryota; Metazoa; Chordata; Lepidosauria; Squamata; Pythonidae.